GCCGGAGCCGCCACUGGGCUGCGCCCCUCCCCUCCAGGAUCCCCUCCCUCAGAUGCUCUUUGAAGUGGGAGAGGGAGGCGGCCAGGCUGCAGGCGGGAGGAGAGAGGCAGAGCUGCACGUCCCUGGCCUCCGCUCGCUCUCGCUGGCUGCACACCUGGUGCUGGCCCCUGCUCUGGGAGGACAACCUGCUGAGGCCCGGCCAGGAUGGAUGGAGGAUGGCAGUGUUCACAAUGGGCCUGGUCCUUACUGGCCAUGGCGGUGGUGGCUGGGGGUGCAGCAAACACGGAGCUCUCGGACAACAGCCCCACGUCCAACAGCCUGGAGGGUGGUGCUGAUGCCACGGCCUACUGGUGGGGGGAGUGGACCAAGUGGACCGCGUGCUCCCGCAGCUGUGGCGGCGGGGUGAUGUCCCAGGAGCGACACUGCCUGCAGCAGAGGAGGAAGUCGGUCCCAGGCGCCGGCAACAGGACCUGCAGCGGCACAUCCAAGAGCUACCAGCUCUGCAGCCUGAAGGAGUGCCCGCCAGACGGGCGGAGCUUCCGAGAGGAGCAGUGCGUCUCCUUCAACUCCCGGGUCUUUGACGGGCGGACCUACCAGUGGAAGCCCCUGUACCCCGAUGACUACGUGCACAUCUCCAGCAAGCCCUGUGACCUGCACUGCACCACGGUGGACGGCCAGCGGCAGCUCAUGGUGUCCGCCCGCGACGGCACGUCCUGCAAGCUCACUGACCUGCGAGGGGUUUGCGUGUCUGGAAAAUGUGAGCCCAUCGGCUGUGACGGGGUGCUGUUCUCCACCCACACACUGGACAAGUGCGGUGUCUGCCAGGGCGACGGGAGCAGCUGCACCCACGUGACUGGAAACUACCGCAAGGGCAACGCACCUCUUGGUUACUCCCUGGUGACUCACAUCCCGGCCGGUGCCCGGGACAUCCAGAUCGUGGAGAGGAAGAAGUCGGCUGAUGUGCUAGCUUUGGCAGAUGAAGCCGGCUUCUACUUCUUCAACGGCAACUACAAGGUGGACAGCCCCAAGAACUUCAACAUUGCUGGCACCGUGGUCAAGUACCGGCGGCCCAUGGACAUCUACGAGACAGGCAUUGAGUACAUCGUGGCUCAGGGGCCCACCAACCAGGGCCUGAAUGUCAUGGUGUGGAACCAGAAUGGCAAGAGCCCCUCCAUCACCUUCGAGUACACCCUGCUGCAGUCUCCGCCUACACAUCACCGCCCGUCCCUCUACUACAGCUUCUCCGAGCCCCCCUCGGCCUCCACCAGUGCCGAGAGCCAGGAGCUCCUGGGCUUCCUGCAGCGCAAUGCCUCACUCCACAGCCCAGCCUCCUCGGAGCAGCUGGGCCUGGACAACCGCCUGUUUGGCCCCCAGGACCCUGACAUGGAGCUGGGCCUCCUUCGGGGCCCAGAGACCAACGAGGUGUGCGAACCUGCCGGCAGCGGGGUCUGCCAGGGGCCCUCCAGGGCCAAGGGAUUCCGAGACCGCAAUGCCACUGGGAUGGCGCGCAUGAGGGACAAGGAUGACCAAGAGGCGGAUGUUCAUCUCACCUCCCAGGAGCUCCUCUCCGCCAACGCCAUCUCUGACCAGCUCCUGGGCGCAGGCUCUGACUCCGAAGAGUUCGCCCUCAAUGAGACGGGGAACAGCAUCUUCGCGCAGGGCGCCCCCAGGAGCCCUACGACUGAGAGCCUCUACGUGGACUACGAGGCAGGCGCGGGGGUGGCUGCUUACCUGCUCAACGGGUCGUACCUGGAGCUGAGCAGCGACAGGGUCACCAAUGCUUCCUCUGAGGCCCCCUUCCCCAAUGCCAGCGCCAGCCUCCCCUCGUUGGCGGGGAACAGGACCCACAAGGCCAGAACCCGGCCCAAGGCACGCAAGCCAGGCGUGAGCCCAGCUGACAUGUACCGGUGGAAGCUGUCAUCCCACGAGCCCUGCAGUGCCACCUGUACCACAGGGGUGAUGUCGACCUACGCCUUGUGUGUCCGCUAUGACGGUGUCGAGGUGGACGACAGCUACUGCGACGCCCUGACCCGGCCCGAGCCCGUGCACGAGUUCUGCGCCGGGAGGGAGUGCCAGCCCAGGUGGGAGACCAGCAGCUGGAGCGAGUGCUCGCGCACGUGCGGUGAGGGCUAUCAGGCCCGCAUCGUGCGCUGCUGGAAGAUGCUGUCCCCCGGCUUCGACAGCUCCGUGUACAGUGAUCUGUGCGAGGCCACAGAGGCCGUGCGGCCUGAGGAGCGCAAGACAUGCCGCAACCCGGCCUGCGGGCCGCAGUGGGAGAUGUCCGAGUGGUCGGAGUGCACUGCCAGGUGCGGCGAGCGCAGCGUGGUGACCAGGGACAUCCGCUGCUCCGAAGAUGAGGAGCUGUGUGACCCCAGCACCCGGCCCGUGGGGGAGAAGAACUGCACCGGGCCCCCCUGCGACCGCCAGUGGACCGUCUCAGACUGGGGACCGUGCAGUGGGAGCUGUGGGCAGGGCCGCACCAUCAGGCACGUGUACUGCAAGACCAGCGACGGACGGGUGGUGCCCGAGUCCCAGUGCCAGGCGGAGACCAAGCCCCUCGCCAUCCACCCCUGCGGAGACAGGAACUGCCCGGCGCACUGGCUGGCCCAGGACUGGGAGCGGGUGAGUGCCUGGCGGCCACAGGGCCAUGGCCAGCGGGUGACUGGUCAGGACGUGGGAGUCACUGCAGAGGAAGGGGCAAAGCAACAAAAGUUAAAGCUUGGAGAGCCAAAAAGGCAGGCGGAAGCCUGGCCUCCCGAUGGAGUAGGCCAUGCUUGUGAGGUCCCGGGUGGGCUGUCCUCCAGGGCGGGCCAUUUGGCUGCACCGACCGCCGGCCUUGAGGACCCUGCGACCUCUGUUACCACACCCGGUCCUCCUCCCACUGGCCCGUCGUCACUUGUCACCCAGGAGCGGUCUCCGACGAAUUGCUCUGCUACAGCUUCACCAACCGUCUCAGGCAGAUCACUGUUAACUGAGUUAGCCAGGCCAAACUGUUCUGCUAGAUCGAUUCUGGCCAAAUUGUCAUUGGCACGUUUGUUUCACAACAGAUGGUUUGGGGCCCAGUUGCUUUUGACCAAAUCCAUUUGGAGACAAAUGGUUAUUGAGCAGAGUUCUCAGCCAAACUGCACCGUGUGCUAUGGGCCAAACCAGUCACUGGAGUCGUGGUGCAUGUGCCGGUGGCGUGUGUUCCUGUCCUCCGGCCGGGCCACUGACCUGUGCCCUGGGCGCCUGCAGUGUAACACCACGUGUGGGCGAGGUGUGAAGAAGCGACUGGUCCUCUGCAUGGAGCUGACCAAUGGGAAGCCACAGACGCGCAGUGGCCCCGAGUGUGGGCUGGCCAGGAAGCCGCCGGUGGAGAGCACUUGCUUUGAGAGACCCUGCUUCAGGUGGUAUACCAGCCCCUGGUCGGAGUGCACCAAGACCUGCGGGGUGGGUGUGAGGAUGCGGGACGUGAAAUGCUACCAGGGCACUGACGUUGUCCGUGGCUGUGACCCGCUGGUGAAGCCGGUCGGCAGACAAGCCUGUGACCUGCAACCGUGCCCCACGGAGCCUCCAGAUGACAGCUGCCAGGACCAGCCAGGCACCAACUGUGCCCUGGCCAUCAAGGUGAACCUCUGUGGCCACUGGUACUACAGCAAGGCCUGCUGCCGCUCCUGCCGGCCACCUGCACCCAGCCGAGCUGCUGCAGGCCCCUGAGACCCAUGCCCCGUCCCUGGGUUGCUGCUGCUCCAGGGACCUCUCCCUGGACACUGUCCUGCAUCCAGCUGGGCCCACGCUGGGAAGACCUGACACUGGGCUGCAGCCCACACGAGGGACUCCAGGGCCCCAUGCCUGCCUGGAAGCUGUCCACAGAGCCACAGGGACCCUGUGGCUGAACCCGAGGCCCCGCCAGCGUGGGGAACAUGCCUGUGUCCAGGGCCUUCUCAAGGUGACUUGCAGAUGACUGGGGAAGGGAAUGGCCUCCCUCCCUCGGUGACUCGGGGUUGUGGGAGCCACAGGGCACUGGGAGGCCCAGAGCGCCCUGGUUCCUGAUGUGUGGAUGCAUCCUCCUUCCAGGGGGUUGAUCGCAUGGCCCAGCAUGGGCUCUGCCAGCUGUAUAGGAGCUCGUGUGCUGGAGGGGCAGUGCACUUUACGCCCAGGGCAGGCCCUCUUUUUUAUGUUGUAUUUGUUCAUGGACAGCAGGGCACCCUGUAACCCCUCAGUACUCAUUGGUGUAUGUUAAUAAAGUGGUCAUAUUUA
This is a messenger RNA of Heterocephalus glaber (naked mole-rat), 4239 nucleotides long. NCBI's taxonomy places the organism in Eukaryota, Metazoa, Chordata, Mammalia, Rodentia, Bathyergidae. The record is from RefSeq and is a predicted model, not a curated record.